Messenger RNA from Insectozyma verbasci, 2808 nucleotides. NCBI's taxonomy places the organism in Eukaryota, Fungi, Ascomycota, Pichiomycetes, Serinales, Debaryomycetaceae. The record is from the annotation of a GenBank genome assembly.
AUGAUACGAUCCAAUAUACGAGUGGAUUUAAUUAAAACUCAUAAAUUAAUAACGAGAUAUAAAAGUUCUAAAAUUGACAAUUUUCAAGAUUUAUCAAAAGUCCCAUUUGAUGAAAUUAAAUUUUCAGAAUUAGAUGAAAAAUGGAAAAAUAUUUGGAAACAACAGUCACUCAAUGAACAAUCACUUCAUCCAACAAAACAUUUGAAUAUUGAUGACGAAAAUUUGAAACGAUUUUAUUCUUUAGUAAUGUUUCCAUAUCCAUCAGGAGUUUUACAUUUGGGUCAUCUUAGAGUUUAUACAAUAAGUGAUGUUAUAGCAAGAUUUAAACGACUAACUGGACAUAAAGUAAUACAUCCAAUGGGCUGGGAUGCUUUUGGUUUACCUGCUGAAAAUGCGGCUGUCGAAAGGAAUAUAUCUCCUUCAAAUUGGACCCUAGUAAAUAUACAAAAAAUGAAACAACAAAUGCAAUACUUUUUAGCUGAUUUCGAUUGGGAUCGUGAAAUAAAUACAAGCUCACCCGAUUAUUAUAAAUGGACUCAAAAAAUAUUUUUGAUGUUAUUUGAAAAGGGGCUUGCUUAUAGAAGUUUAGCAGAAAUUAAUUGGGAUCCUGUCGAUAACACUGUAUUGGCGAAUGAACAAGUAGAUGAAAAUGGACGAUCUUGGAGAAGUGGUGCAAUUGUUGAGAAAAGAAAUUUAAAACAAUGGUUCAUUAAAAUUACAGACUAUGCACAAGAAUUGAAUAAAGGUUUAUCUAGUUUGAAUGAUUGGCCAGAAAAAGUCAAAUUAAUGCAAAAAAAUUGGAUUGGUGAAUCUCAUGGAACUGAAAUCAAUUUUAUCAUAAAAUUACCUAACCAAUGUACACAAAUUAUACCAGUUUUCACUACUCGUGCCGAUACACUUUUUAGUGUUCAAUACCUUGCUUUGUCCCUAAAUCAUCCAAUAGCAAAAGAAUUGUCAAAAUCUGAUUCUAAAUUAAAUGAAUUUAUAACUAACUCCUCAAAAUUAGCUUCUGAUUCAAAAGAAGGUUAUGAACUAAAAAAUGUUAAAGCAUCCAUACCUAUGAAUUACCAAAACGAAUUGCAAACAAAAUUUGAAUUACCUGUUUAUAUUGCACCUUAUGUAAUAGAUGGUUAUGGCUCAGGUGCUGUUAUGGGAUGUCCAGGACAUGAUGAAAGAGAUUAUGAGUUUUGGAAAUUUCAUAAGCCAUCCAAAAAUAUAAUACAGGUGGUCUCUCCGGUAAGUGAUACAAAAAACAAUGUUAUUCCUUAUUGUUCAAAGAAAGGUAUAUUACAGGAUAAUACAGUUUUAUCGAAUGGACUUGCUUAUAUCGGGCAAUAUAAAAAUAAAUCUGUUGAGGAAGCAAUCGAAUUAAUUUCAGAGAAUUUAAGUAAAUUAUCAGUAGGAAAAAAAACUACUCAAUAUAAAAUUAGAGAUUGGUUGAUAAGUAGACAAAGAUAUUGGGGUGCUCCAAUUCCUAUAGUUCAUUGUGAUGCAUGCGGUACAGUUCCAGUUCCAGAGAAAGAUUUGCCAGUUCUUCUUCCUUCUAUUGAAGGUCAUAAAUUUUCAAAAGGGAAUCCGUUGGAAUCAUUGAAAGAGUUUUAUGAAUGUAAAUGUCCAAAAUGUGGUAGUGAUGCAAAAAGAGAGACAGAUACAAUGGACACAUUUAUGGAUUCAUCUUGGUAUUUCUUUCGAUACUUGGAUCCUCAUAAUGAUCAUUCGUUGAUUGGAAAAGAUGAAAGUCGAAAUUUACCAGUUGAUUUAUAUGUGGGAGGAAUAGAGCAUGCUAUAUUGCAUCUUUUAUACUUGAGAUUCAUUUCAAAGUUUUUAAGCGAUUGCCAUAUAUGGGAUGGUGAAUUGUACAAUAAAGAGCCUAUUAAAAAACUUGUUACUCAAGGUAUGGUUCAUGGCAAGACAUUUAGUGAUCCAGAAUCCGGAAGAUAUUUAAGACCUAACGAAUUAGAUUUAACUGAUAAUGAAAAACCGAAAAUUGUAGGAUCUAGUAUGGAACCCGUUAUAACAUAUGAGAAGAUGUCUAAAUCUAAAUAUAACGGUGCUGACCCAAACGAAUGUAUAAAAAAAUAUGGUGCAGAUGCAACUCGAGCCCUUAUGUUGUUUCUGGCUCCUGUGUCAGAUACCUUGAAUUGGAAUGAGGAGCAAAUAAUUGGGGUUGAUAGAUGGUUAAGAAAAGUCAUUCGUUUAUCUGAUACCAUCCAAAAUUUACCUUUAAAAACAUCUCAUCAUGAUCAAAGCGGCCAAGUAUUGAAAGAUAUCAAAUUGCAAGGUAAAACUUAUGACUCAAUUAUAUUUAGUUCUGAGGAGUUGAAAUUAUACAAUCAAAUUCAAAAAUUUGCACAAAAUAUUUAUCAAUCAAUUGAUUCUACUUUGUCUUUGAAUACUGUUAUUUCAGAUUUGAUGAAGAUGACUAACUUACUAUUUGAAGCUUCUAAAGUAUCUCAUUUAUACACGAGACCAUUGCUAAUGGACUCUAUAUCAAAAUUAUUGAUUUGUAUGUCACCAAUAGCACCAUCAACUUCAGAAGAGUGCUGGAGCCGAUUGGGUUUCCAAAAAUCAAUUUACUUUGAGCUGUUUCCAAAUGAAAAACCUAUAGAUUCCGAAUAUCAAUCAUUCAACAUUUUUGUUAACGGUAAAUUCAAAACUAAAUUCGAAUCUAAAAAAAGUUUAAUCAACCAAGAUGAAAACAAGAUUUUGAAAGAGUUAUUAAAGAAGUCAGAUUUGGCCGAUUUAUUACAGAACAAGCCGAUCAAAAAAGUGAUUAAAAAAGCUACUAUGAUUGGUAUUGUUCUAUAA